Messenger RNA from Musa acuminata subsp. malaccensis (wild Malaysian banana), 2397 nucleotides. RefSeq names its product probable E3 ubiquitin-protein ligase XBOS32. Gene Ontology annotation, molecular function: protein binding. NCBI's taxonomy places the organism in Eukaryota, Viridiplantae, Streptophyta, Magnoliopsida, Zingiberales, Musaceae. The record is from RefSeq and is a predicted model, not a curated record.
ACUCUGUAUCUAUCUAUCUAUCUAUCUAUCUAUGAUUUUCUUCCAUUUUAUUUUCCUUCUAUUCUGCUUGGUUUUUAGCUGCCUCUAUAUAUUACCAAUGUUACUCUAUCAUUUUCUCUGUCCUUAGACCCAUAAAAAUCGAUAACAACUAUUCCUUCCUGUUAUUGCAAGCGCCGUUUGCUAUUCCAUUGUCCGAAACAUAGAAAAGGCGUCGUCUUUGGGCUGAAUCCGGUCUGGAAGCAGGCCCGGACGGCAAAAAAUGGCGACUUGGAGACGUUCUCUCGGUGAUCUCUGCAAAUGGUGGGAGAUUUGUGUUUGAUCCGUUGUUUCUUGGCAAAAAGAAGGGAUCUUUCUAGCAAUGUAAAGGAUACUUUUUGUUCCUUCCCCGCUUCCUUGGAUUUUUUUGACUGGGUCUUCAAUUUUGGUGGAGAUUGUUGUGGGUGGUAAUCUCCUUCUUGACAAAUUUGAGUUGGUUGUUCUGAAAGUGAUGGAUCGAGUUAUUCUUCUUCUUGGGUAUAAUUUACUCUCGGGAUAGCUCUAUUAGAUCGUUCUUGUUGUAGCGGGGAAGGGAAAAAGGAGUGAUUUUUACCCUUUGGUUCUGUCGGAUCUGUCGUCGGUUCUAGGAGAUUAUGGGAUUUCUUGGAAUCAUGGGGAAUUCCUUCGGGUGCUCCGCAUCAGGGGAGCGUCUGGUCUCGGCGGCGAGAGAUGGAGAUCUGCAGGAGGCCAAAGCCCUCUUGGAAUACAAUCCCCGGCUUGCCCGGUAUUCAACCUUUGGCGUUCGGAAUUCGCCCCUUCAUUACUCUGCAGCUCAGGGCCACCAUGAGAUUGUCUCUCUUUUGAUCGAAUCUGGAGUUGACAUUAAUCUAAGGAAUAUACGAGGACAGACUGCACUGAUGCAAGCUUGUCAAUAUGGUCAUUGGGAGGUUGUUCAGACUCUAAUUCUCUUCAAAGCUAAUAUUCACAGAACAGAUUAUCUCAAUGGUGGAACAGCUCUCCACUUUGCAUCUCUAAAUGGCCACACACGUUGCAUCCGUCUUCUCCUUGCCGACUAUAUUCCUAGUGCACCAAACUUUUGGAAUAUGAUGAGGGGAAAAUCAACCCGAGAGUCUUCUACUCCUGACUUUGACAAGAGUGCCUUGUCUAAGUUCGUUAACCAAAAGGCAGAUGGAGGAAUCACGGCCCUUCAUAUGUCAGCACUAAAUGGGCAUGCAGAGUCAGUGCACUUACUAUUGGAUUUGGGUGCUUCUGUUUUUGAGGUCACAGUGGAAGAUGGGUCAACAAUUGACCUGAUAGGUGCUGGAAGCACACCACUUCAUUAUGCUGCUUGUGGUGGAAAUGCUGUGUGUUGUCAAGUUCUUAUUGCCAGAGGAGCUAGCUUGACUGCUGAAAAUACAAAUGGCUGGACUCCUUUAAUGGUAGCCCGUUCAUGGCAUCGAAAUUGGAUUGAGGGCAUUCUAAGUAAACGACCUGAUGGUCGUAUAAAGAUUCUUCCUUCCCCAUACUUAUCUCUUCCCCUCAUGAGCAUCAUAAGGAUUGCUAGAGAAGUUGGUUGGAGGGGCACAAAUCAGUCACCUGCAUGCAUCGAUCCAUGUGUUGUUUGCUUGGAAAGGAGAUGCACGGUAGCUGCUGAAGGAUGUAAUCAUGAGUUCUGCACCAGAUGUGCCCUUUACCUGUGUUCCACCAAUAGCACGUCCACUGUCGUGCCAGGUCCACCAGGAUCAAUACCAUGCCCCCUUUGCCGGCACGCUAUUGUCUCAUUUUUCAAGAUUCCUGGGAUGAGCCCGAUCAGGGAGCUGCCGCGAACAAGCUUAUCCUUAUCUCUGUGUGCUACGUGUCCAGCUGUGGAUGGAUCAGAUUCUACCGCUUCCAUGGCUACUCAGCUCUGCAAGCCUGACUUCCAUUGCACACGGGUGCCACCUCUGGGUUCCUCUUCUUUCAGGUCAUUGAGCUGUCAAAGGUUUCCCUCCAUGAAGCUCCACUCCAUGCUCUGCAUGGGAGUUCCUGAGACAAGCCCAUGCCUAAUAAGAUGCUGCAGGUCCGGGUCCAGUUUGAGACGAUCGGCUUCUCAGCGGGAGAGCAGCACCAGAUCAUGUCUUUUUGCCUUCAGCCCCAUCGUCGACACUUCUGACGGCAGCUAAAUUUCUCGACACAUUUCUGAUGCUCUCUGCACCCAGUGCUGAUGAACUUGUGGGUUCAUCUGUACGUGUCAUGGUUCUGUAAAAUGAAGAAUCAUGUGCUUUUGUCAUGCUGUAUAUCCUUGAUUGUAAGGAUGGUUUGUCUUGUUUCAUUUUCCAGCUCCUAUUGUAAUCGAAACAAGUCUGGUUGUUUGGAGUCCCAAGUUGUUUCUAUCCAUCCACCUACCAAAUUCAAAUGCAAUCAUCCAAAAUUUUCCUGCUA